Spirodela intermedia is the source of this 964-nucleotide messenger RNA. The record is from the annotation of a GenBank genome assembly. NCBI's taxonomy places the organism in Eukaryota, Viridiplantae, Streptophyta, Magnoliopsida, Alismatales, Araceae.
AUGAGACCAAUACGAUACCAGUGGCAUCCAAAUACCUAUUUUACUGAUUGUGCCGUCCAUCCACGUUCAUAAGCAGUCACAAUAGCAGACAACAGAGGCCCUAGGUUUUGCAAAUGUGGGUACCUUAGACAGAUGAAUAAUAAUGUUAAAAAAUGAUCACUUGGAAGACUGCGCCAUUUCUUAGUUGUUGGAAAAUACAGUAGACGGCAUAUACAUCGACUUCGCAUAGGUCUGGAUGUUCGAGUAAAAGCAUUUAGUCUCAUUUGGUGAAUGAUAAGAGAUAAUUCCAUUCUCCGAAUGAUUUCUGUCUCGGUCUCGGUCUGUCUCACUCUCGCUUGCUCGCUCCCUCUCUCUCCCCCUCUUUCUCCAUCCGUCUGUAUUUAUGUCUGUAUAUCCCUCCUCUGUGUGCUGUUCUUAUGUCUCUGCGCGUUUGCAUUCUCUCCUUCCUAAACUUUCACCAUUAUCACAAGGAUAAUUUAUAAAAUCCUCCCAAAAAUACGUUGAUUAUAAAGAUAUUAUCCCGAUGGGAGGCUAGAUUCAAACGCGAACUGAGCCACGAGUAAAAAUUGCUUUCCAAUGGAAAGAAUAAUCGUGUCAGUAGUGUGUAUUUGCAGAGAUUACAUCUCGUGAGUUUGUCAUUGGACUAGUAAUCCUGCAGAGCACUAAGCAGGAGGUUUCAUCAUUUGUAAAUUGCUGCCUCGUCAACUGUGAUACCUUUUUGACCUAUGUUUGGCCUUCACCUCUAUUCUUAUCGGGAAAAUUAUUUUACUAAUAGAAAUUAAGAAUACAGUAUACUGACUUUGCUAUAAAGUGACACUCAUUCCUAUUGAUUAUACCUCAUCUAACGUCGCACAUAUUAAGACGUAGUAUCAAGAAAAUUGACAACGAUGAACAUCUUCUGAGAUGAGCAUCAGUUGACCACUUACGAGAUUAUUCUUGUUGUACCACUAGUUGCUAUGGUUGA